Molecule: messenger RNA, 690 nt
Organism: Cetraspora pellucida
Lineage: Eukaryota; Fungi; Glomeromycota; Glomeromycetes; Diversisporales; Gigasporaceae
Source: the annotation of a GenBank genome assembly
UUAUUAAAUAAUCAAAACAAACAACUUAAAAAAAGCAUUAAAAAAUUACAAAAAUCUAAAGACCGUAUGACCCAUAAAGUUCAGCAACUUAAUGGUUCUGUCAUACAGCUUAAGCAUAAACAUCAUCAUCACAUCUCUCGGGUUCGUGCAGUAACCAAACGUCCACCAGAAUUAAAAGACAAUGAUUUGAGAACUCUUACCGUUCAAGUUUCUCAAAUCGGUCAAAUGUCUUUCAAUACGGCAGCAGAAAGUAUCAAGACUGUUUUUAAUUUUUUAACAGGAGAUAACACAGAGUCAUGGCUUAGUGUAAAUACUGUUAGUCAUUGGCAUCGUGAAGUAUCAAAAUUGAAUGUAAGGAAUGCAUUUCAGCAAGCCAAUAGGUCGACUCAUUUUGCUUUUGGAAUCAUGACAGAUGAAUCGGGUUGUGGUGAAAAAAAAAUAUUAAUGGAAUGUUUUAUGUUUUGGAAUUCUGAAAAAAAUAUACCUGACAUCGUACUCUUAGAAACAAAGGAUCUUUGGCAGUACAAUUCUGAUACAGUUAGUCAAGCUCUUUUUAAAUCUUAUAUAAAAUAUAAACUUGAUACUUCACGGUGUCUUACCUUUCUUUCAGAUAAUACAAAUUAUAUGAGUGGUCAUGUCGGAGGUGUUGUAACAAAAUUUAACCAAUUAGCCCAAAGUCAUUGUGUCUGA